AUGUUCAAUACAAAUGGAUUUCAGCGGAGAACCUUCAGUGGUGCCAAUCAAGAAAGUCCACUAGACAGUUCUCCUUACAGUUUCGAUAAUAAAUCAAACAUGAAUCGUCAAAUUCUUAUUAAUGUGAUCAAAAUGAGGUUGCUCAACGCUGGCAAAGACGAUAGUGAGACUAACCAAGACGACAUUGUUCUUCCUGCUGACUAUGGUCUAAGCAUAAUCUCAAUGUCGGCCGCUAAGCAGAUAACAGCUUGCAUUUUAUUCAAAAAUAAUACUCUUAAUUUGAAAGGUGCAUUGAGAGGAAAAAGAGCAGCUUCAGGAUUGCAAGAGGGUCUCGUCGCCCUAACUGCUGCUCAGAUAAUUACUUCAACAGGGCAUGGAAGAUUAGGCCAUGCAGGAGACGCUGCUGAGAAUAAGAUAGCCAAUUUCGGUGGUAAUUCUGUUGCUGCUGGUUCAACAUUAAGAUCUCUUAACGAAUCUGCAUCCAAGGUGCUCAAAACCUGUUCUCAUUCAAAUAGAAUCAGACAUGAUUGGUUAGAUCUUAGAGAGUCUCAGGAAAAAAGUUUUGCUAAACAAAGCCGAGGAAAAGUCAAGAGAAAGACCAAAGCAAUGCUAAUUGAAGCAAAUGUUGUCGAUUAUCUGGAGAAUGAAGCUGUGAAGUGUAGAGAUAACUGGUUGAACUUGAAUUGCACACCACAUGAUGGUCAUUUUUUGUCGCUUCAUGAAUCAUUAUAUAAGGCAAGAUCAACUACCGUUAUGUUCAAGAUUCACAUCUGUUCUCAAGAAAAUGAAGGACCUAAUGUCGAUGACAAUAAAACUGCUUCAAAGAAUGAAGUUGCAUCCACUGAUGAUCAUGAAGAAGUUGCUGAUGGCAGCACUGAUGAAUACUCUGUUAACAAUCGACAUGGUGUAGCCAAAAGAGAUCGUCAAGAACAACCUAUUGAGUUUCAAUAUUUAGUCAAUGAAAAUACUAAUUCCAGAAAUGACGUUGAAGACAGAUUUCAUAUUAACGCAUUGCCUAUCAAUAGUGUUUUCAUGUUGGAUGAUUUUUCAUUCGAAAAUGACCCUGUUGUUGUCGUUAGAUCGUUUCAAAGAGUUUAG
Molecule: messenger RNA, 1098 nt
Organism: Ascoidea rubescens DSM 1968
Lineage: Eukaryota; Fungi; Ascomycota; Saccharomycetes; Ascoideales; Ascoideaceae
Exons: 6
Coding region: 1-1098 (365 amino acids)
Source: RefSeq, a predicted model, not a curated record